Messenger RNA from Scylla paramamosain (green mud crab), 6182 nucleotides. RefSeq lists its product as uncharacterized. The record is from RefSeq and is a predicted model, not a curated record. The coding region runs from base 3313 to 3564 and encodes 83 amino acids. The transcript has 11 exons. Lineage: Eukaryota; Metazoa; Arthropoda; Malacostraca; Decapoda; Portunidae.
CACCAGUUCAGAAGUAAGGUAUCUUAAAUUGCACUCGACAAUGUUGUGAAUACUUUAAAAUGCUUGAAGCCAUACUUGAUGCCUUCCAUAACGUGUAAAGUAAGAAGUUAGCCUGUGUUAAAAAGUGGUGAUCCCUGCAGAUUACCAAGGCAUCCAGUCUCCCAGCAAGUGCCAAGAGGCAUUCAUUCAAUGCUCCGCUGACACCAAUUUGCCCAAAGUUCACACAGCAAGAAGCCAAGGACCCACCGAGGCUGUCACUUGGAAGAGGUCAUUGUUGUUGCAUCCAGCAUCCCAGCCUGACUGCCUAGACAGGUCCCGCAGGUUGCUGAAUGGCAGAGGUGCAGGCUGCUCCACAGCAAAAUGUGAGACCAGUGUGGCAGAGUAUGAUGUGUACACAAUGAGGGACACACUGUAGCCAACCCAGUAGAUUACCCGUGCUGCACUGCUGAUUGGGUCCUCACCUUGUUGUAGGAGAGCUGACAACAUGUACCAGCCAGCAGCAACUCCCAUGCUAACAGGCUUCUCCCCCGUGGGUAUGUAGCACCUCUGGAGUCGCUCGAUGAAGAAGAGGAUGCUGGCGAGGCCUGUCGUGUUAGCCGGGAUGCGCCGGUACAGAGCUGUGUCCGUUGGGGUUGUGUAGGCAAGCAUCUUCUUGGCAAGGUCCUCGUGGGUGGCCGCAAACAGUUUACGGCUGUGGGAUGAGAACUUGUCUUGUGAAUGUGACGUUGGGGUGAGUGUUAAUCUGAUUUUGUGUUACUAUGUUCUGUGGGGAGUGGGUGUUAAUGUGAUUUUUUGUUAACUGAAUGCUGUGUCUGACCUCCUGAGGUGUAGUAUGGUGGGCCACAAGAUUGUCCCUUUCCACUAGGGCCUGACAGAUGAUAUUAAGAGUGUGAAUGUGUGUGUGGUGCCUUGUUUGGGCCAUUUUGUGUGUGAUUGCCAGCCUGAUGUAUAGACAGCUAAAUCGUUAAUAAUAAUGAAGUUAAGAGUGUGAAUGUGUGGUGAUUUGUCUGCGGUGUCUUGGGGAGGAUUGUUGGCCUGGUAUAUAGAUAAAUAGAUUAGAAUUUGGAUUAACAGUGUCAAUGUUGUAUGUGAGUGUAUAGUGUAGUGUCUGGGGCACCCUGUAUAGGACUGCCAGCCUGGCAUAUAGAUAGAUCAAUCUAAUUAUUUGACAUUUCAUAUUCUGAACAUUUUGCUGAUCCAAUUAAUCUGUUAAGGGAGCACUUUGUUCAACAUCUUUAAAAUAUUAUUUGAUCAUCACCUGUAUCUCUCACCUGAUGAUAUAGAUAGGCUGGGUGUAGGUAACAACUUUCAACCUCUCCUCAGUGAUGGACAAUUCAGAGACAGUGAGGUCAGCUUCCCCUGACUGCAGAGCUCCUACCGUGCCCGUCCACUCGUUGCUUGAGCUGUCCUUCAGUUUCCCGUAGGCAUAACCUUCCAGUACAUUGAAACUGACUCUGUACAAGAGAGAGAGUGGGAGAAAAAAUAGUGUUGUGUAUUGAGGGAAAGAAAAUUUCUGUCUUGUCUUCUCUAUUUAGGGAAAGAAAAGGAAAAGGGCAAGUAGUGUCAUAUGCAUGGAGGAAAAGGAAAAUUAUUCUCAUAUGCACUGAGCAAAAAGGAAAAGUACUGUGAUAUGUACUAAGGGAAAGGCUCGGUGUACUGAAGGGAAGGAAAAAUACUGUUGUCGUAUUUAUUGAGGAAAAGAAAGAAAUACUGUCGUAUGUACAUUUUUUAAUUGCUAGAAAGAAAAGUGAAAUAUACAUUUAUAUGUAUAGUUUAUUUUUCAUAUCAGUCACAAGUAUGGAUGUUUGUUUCCCUUCUUUUUUUUCACAUGUACAGCUACCUCCUCAAAUAGCAUGUAUUUUCAAAAUUUCAAGCUGCUGUGAUGAUGAAAAAAGCCUGAAAGAAAAAUGACAAGGAACAAAAAGUAAUGAGAAUAAGUUUUGUGGCAACUAUUCAUUAGAUGUCACUUUUUCACUCCUCCACUUAGACCGGUACAGUUGAACGCAAAAUGUGAAAACUUACGAGAAAUUGUGUGCAUCCCUUAGUGCAGUGACAAUAUCCCCCACAAAACCAGUGAUAUUUCUUUGACUGGAGCAGCGUUCGACCGUUUCUCUAGGGGCAAGCGACACCUCCUGGUGGGGGACUUCAAAUCUGCUGUGGCUGCCUUCGAGUUGUGUCUGUUGCUUAGGUGUGGAGGCAACAGAGUCCCUGGUGGAGCUGUGUGGGGAGCAGGCGCCCGAGUGUGGUGACGCGUACUGCCGCUGUGGCCGUGCAUUGCUGGAGCUGGCACACAAGGAGGCAGGGGUGCUGGGGCCAGAUCUGGAUUGGUGCCAGUAGUCGUGUGUAUUGCUUGGUUAUUGUGUUAACGUGCUGGAGUGUGCACAGCCGGGAGUGUUUGGGGAAUGAAAAUAAAAGGAGUUAUGGAUGUUUAAAAAUGCAUCUUUUGAGAGCUGAGUAUACAAGAAAGUUGCUGUGUUUGGGGGAUGAGUAAACAAUGAAGAAAUGUUUUGAGGAACUGGGUGUGCAGAGGCACGAGUGUUUGGAGAAUGAGAAUACAGGAAGACAGGAGUGAUUUAGGAAUAAGUGUACAAGAAAGGAGUGUUUGAGUGACAAUAUAUAAGGAAGAGGUGUUUUGAAAAUGAGAGUACAAGGAAUGAGCAUUUUGGGAGUUAAUAUACAAGGAAGCAAGUAUUUAAGGGACUCAAGUAUACAAGAUUAUUUUCCUGUCAUAUGUCAUUAUACAAUGUUUUUCUUUGUUAUAUACAUCAUUCCCUUUCACUUUUCAUAUCUUGUGUUCUCGUCAUUCUGAUGUAAUGUUACAGAUAGAGAAUGUUUGGUGUCAAAUUUUCACUAAUUUCAUAUGUGUAUAAACUUUCAUUUCAUUGACUUUUUUUUACUAUUACUACUAUAUUUGCUUGCUUUUUAAACAAGUCUUUUCUUUCAGAGGAGGGAAGCACAGGGGAAGAGGAGGACGAGGAGGAAGAGAGUUAAGAGUCACAAGAGGAGGAGGAAGGUGGAAAGAAAGAGGAAGGGAGAGGAGGAGGAGGAGGAAGAUGGGGAAGGAAAGGAGAAAGAUAAGAAGGAAGGAAAUGCCGCAGAAGGAGAAGAGCAAUAAGAAAUUAGAAUUGACAGAGAAACCAGACAAGGGACUGCAUUUGAAGAAGCACAAGAACCAAGAAAUUUACAUAGCUUUCAUUUUGGUUUACAUUCUGAAAGAUAGAAAUCAAAAACGUCACAAGACAGAAUAGUGAGCUGCAUGCACUUAUCACAGAGUAUAAAGUCACUCCCUCAGAGGAAAAAGACAAGGAUGGCAUGUCUUCAUGUGAGAACUCAGAAGCUAAAUGUACAGAUACCAAGGGGAAAUUGCUGGGUCAAGUGGCUACACUGACAUCUGAGGUUAGCAGGUUGGAGAGUGAGUGCAGCAGUCUUCAGGUUCAGCUAGACUGUGAGAGGGAUAAGUAUAACAAACUGCUGGGAGAAUCUCUUGCUCAUGAAAAGUUGUCUGAAGAUGUCAUAACUGAACCAAAAGGAGAAACAACAGGAUUGGGAGGAACUGAGCUUUAACAGAAGCUGCAACAACUGCAGGAGGCUCACAGGGUCCUGGAGAGCAGGUUAACUUGCAGCAUGAAGGAGGUGGCUGAGCUAAGUGACAGGAAGUAGCAGCUUAAGCAUGCUGUAGUGCAUGAGGAGACAGAGUCCAUCGGUGUAUGCAUGUUUUUUGCUCAUUUGAAUCAUCUGUAAAAGUGAAGUGGAGGAAGUGUUUACUGUUUACUGUAUGCCAUUUCCUUGGUCUUUUAAUGAAGAAUUUUAUCCUUCUUCAGGUGACUACAUCACCAUCUACCAGUUGCAGCGAGGAGUGAUGAAGCAACAAGCUCGAGAACGCGAGUUAGACCUUGCCAGCCUCCAUCAUGAAUGAGAGGAAAUGAAGCAAAACCACUCUGCAGGAUUUGAUAUCAAAGCUGGUGCAGGAAAAGGAAGCAGAUCAUGACCUUCAGCAGCUCGAGAAGAUAAGCAGCGUCCUUAAGAGUCCAGUUGCUAUCUUUAGCAGUGUUGGAACCAGUGAGUCUAAGACACCCACCAGCAGUGGAAAGGUGGCUGACGAGCGCCUCAAGCACUCUGAAAAGGUGGAGCAACAACAAGAAACAGAAAAUUGCAUCCAUCAUUCUUUGCCUGAGGAGGGAAUUGAUGCUCUGUUGACCCUUCACACUGAUGUCCCUCAUGAGGAGGCAGAAUAUGAAUCCUACAGAACUUGCCCAUAGAAAGACCAAAACUGUUACUGCUGCCACACUGCCACCACUUCCACUGACACCAAAAGCCCAACUGUGCAGAGAAUCCUGGACCUCCGCAAUGAAAUGGAGUCCACCAGUCACCUGGAGCACUUUAGCCUCCAAAAGUUCCAUCCGUGUCCAUUGUGUUUGGGUAAACUUAUCACUGUAUAAGGGGACAAGUAUCAGUGUAUGGUUACUAUAUACUCAUUUGUACUUAAAGAUGUCAUGUCACAUCAUUCUCUCUCUCUCUCUCUCUCUCUCUCUCUCUCUCUCUCUCUCUCUCUCUCUCUCUCUCUCUCUCUCUCUCUCUCUCUCUCUCUCUCUCUCUCUCUCUCUCUCUCUCUCUCUCUCUCUCUCUCUCUCUCUCUCUCUCUCUCUCUCUCUCUCUCUCUCUCUCUCUUUCUUUCUUUCUUUCUUUCUUUCUUUCUUUCUUUUUGCAUAUUUUACUGCUUUACAUUCCUCCCCACAGUAUUUUUUCAUCUACUUUAUGACUGCAGUAGUUUUAUCAUCCCAGUGUAUGCCGUAUCCACUCUGAAACUGUAAUUCACCAAUCAGCUCAAAUGUGUCUCUGUUUUGAUAAUCAUUAAUUUGUUUCAGCUACACAACCACUCUGAUAAGGGACAAAAUCUACUUCACCAGUCAUCUAUGUCAUACAGUCAUAUAUAUUCAUACAUAUGACAAAAUACUCUUCCUAAGACAUUUCUUAUUUUCUCUUCUCAAGUGACCUGUCCAUCUAUCUAAGGUACCACAUAACAUUUAAAACUUACAAUAUUGCAUUUAAUUCAUGAACAUUUUUUUGUCUAUGUAGACUUGAAAUUGUAUUGCGUAUAGACUUGAAAUGUAUUGGGAGUUUUCUCUAUCUCUCAUUCUAUACCUAACACCUGUUCCUAAGAAUCCCCAGGUGAUAGCCAUGGUGACUGGCUGGUCUCCUACUGAGUGGCUGGGGUUUUCCAAAAGUGAGGGUUGGUGUUCUAUACCAUACCAUGUGCCCUGUUUGUGUUCCUUCUCUAUCCUCUGUAUUAUAUUCUAUGUAAAGAUGGUGCUGGGGUGGGAUCUACUUCUUAUUCCCUAAAAGUGAUGAGGAGUGACACUGGGCAGCAUUAAUUUGCUCCUUAGAGAUGGCUGGGUUCCUGUGGAUGAGUGGGCCAUGCUGUGCUUUGUCAAGGAUGGUGUUUGGUAUUGUGAUGACUCUUGCCACAAUCAAGUGUCUCCCACAGAGUAGUGGAGUACCUAUGUAUGGUGUUGACCCAAGCUGUCCAGGUCUCAUCCAAUGCCUUAAUAUGAUUUAGAUGAUCAAAAUGGUUUAACUCACCAUUUAAUCAGCUGACUGAUUUGAAUGGAGAAGUAUGUAAUGUGUUGUAGCCUAACCAUCCCUGCCAGCAUGGUCAGACUCUUGGUAGUAACCUGAAAUGCUCUUAGGUAGUGAGUAUCAUUGCACAUAAUGAUCUUUACUUUGUCAGUAAUUCAAUGAUACUGAAUAUUACUCUACUGGAUUUUGCUCAGCACUGCUUGGUAACUUUUGGCCAUAAUCCCAGGUCUGGAAUGAUAUGAAGCCAUGUUUUUACAUUCCAUAUGAGACAGGCAAGCACUAUGCUUUGCCUGACUGAUACCUGUACUUUGCAUUUAUGACCCCAGGUAGUUCAUCACUCUCUCUCUCUCUCUCUCUCUCUCUCUCUCUCUCUCUCUCUCUCUCUCUCUCUCUCUCUCUCUCUCUCUCUCUCUCUCUCUCUCUCUCUCUCUCUCUCUCUCUCUCUCUCUCUCUCUCUCUCUCUCUCUCUGUUUGGAAUUAUACUGUAUAUUAGGAAAUAUCAUUAAAGAGUGUGUGUGUAAAAAGUGUUUGCAUUAUUGUGCAUUUGAUGUUGGUUUCAUGAUUUAUAAAGAUUGCUAUUUUUAAUAAAGUUAUUGAAAUUGUUA